Molecule: messenger RNA, 420 nt
Organism: Helobdella robusta
Lineage: Eukaryota; Metazoa; Annelida; Clitellata; Rhynchobdellida; Glossiphoniidae
Exons: 5
Coding region: 1-420 (139 amino acids)
Source: RefSeq, a predicted model, not a curated record
AUGCCGCAAACGUGGGUGGAUGCUGGUAACUUCCACACAGCACCAGCAACUUGCUUCCAUACAAGCGGCAGAUGCGCCUCCAACAUUUCAACAACCCUCCCACUCAUCAACAUCCAGCUAGCCAAUGAGGUUUCAGAAGUAAUUGAACAUUUGAAUGGGACUCCACUUAAGACGAUUACCUUGCCAAAUGUGCAAACCCCUUUUGGAAAAUUUUCAUUUUAUUGCUUGGUUCACGUGUCUGUGCGGGAGACUGCAGAGACAACUGCCAGCCAGGAAAAGAAGAAACAACGUGAGGGGAUGAUGAUGAGAAGAAAAAUGCAAAAGAGAAGACACAGAACGGUUGGGAAACAUGAAAGAAAGAUGGAGAAACGGAGGAAGAGAGAACGAAAAAAAGUAAUCCCUUUGGAGAAAUUAGAAUGA